AUGGCCUCCACGAGACCCGAACCUGGUUCGAACGACCAACAGGUUAUGCCAGCCCAAUCUACGAAUACCCCUCCGCAGGGCGUGGACGCAGCUGUAGCACACAUGGAUGGCGAAACUGCAGGACCUGACUACGAGAGACAGCAGAGGGCACGGCCGAUGCUGCCCAAAGGGGUGCUUCGGCAUUCUCCGGCGUCUCCGGAAGUGGACAUGCAGUCGCUGCCAUAUUCGCCGUUGGGGCUACAGGCUCAGGGAAGCACUUCGGGCCUGUUAGGCCGAAGUACCGGCUGCGAUGAGGUGGAUGCACCGUCUGGGGGAUUUUCUACGACAACAUACGGCGAUGGAGUUUACAACCACUACGAGGCCAAGUACCCCUCCGGCUCCUUCGGUGGGAACUCCGGCUCGUCCUCAGGACCAUGGAAGCUUGGCCGCGGCAGGCUCCUCUACUGCAUGGGGGAGUGCGAGAUGCCCUUCGAAGUCAGCAACAAGGUCUCGAGGUGCAUGUGGACGACCAGAUCCACCUGCAAGGUCCACUACCUGAAGGCAAUCGGGCUCAGUCGCACACAAGUCUUGGUGUACUUGGAGGUGGUCGGGCCUAUAUACAGGAUCCUCUACCAGAAGGCAAUCGGGCUCAGCAGCACACAAGUCUUGGUGUACUUGGAGGUGAUCGGGCCUACACGCAAGAGGCACUACCAGAAAGCAAUCGGGCUCAGCAGCACACAAGUCUUGGUGUACUUGGGGGUGAUCGGGCCUAUAUACAAGAAGCACUACCUGAAAGCAAUCGGGCUCAGCAACACACAAGUCAUGGUGUACUUGAGGGUGAUCGGGCCUAUUUACAAGAUGUUCUACCAGAAAGCAGUCGGGCUCAGCACACAAGUCGCGGUGUACUUGAGGGUGAUCGGGCCUAUUUGCAAAAUGGUUUGGCGGAUAGCAGCCGGGCUCAGCACACAAGUCGUGGUGUACUUGGGGGUGAUCGGGCCUACAAUGGUCCGGAUAGCAGUCGGGCUCAGCACACAAGUCGUGGCGUACUUGGAGGUGAUCGGGUCCCUUUUAGCUUUGAUGAGCGUGAUUCACAGGUCACAGUGGGCCCCAAGCAUAGACGUGAAGAGCGUGUCGGAAGGUCGUCUCCAAGGAGUGCCACUCCCGAGCUUCGAGGGCGAACCGUAUCUGGAAGCCCAGGCCGUGGUGUUCGUGCUGGCUCUGCCAAUGCUCUUCAAAGGGGUCGUUACCUUAGGCCUGACAGCCCCGGAUGGACCCAAGCAGCAGGACCCUCAGAGGGAUGACGGUGUGGCCUUUUCCGCGGCGCCGCCUACCAUGCCGAGUACUCCUGAGACAGAAGCGGGUGAGACGCUGGACCUGGAGCUGAAGGGCGUGCAGGAGCUUCCGAAGUUGCCGGAGUACACGCCGGAGUCCGGGGCCACGGAUUUUCAGGAUUACCUGUACCUUACGGAGCAACAAGUUGGAAGCUUGGCCUCAGGGGCGGCAGAAUGGUGGCAGCAGACGCUUGGUGUGGCUCAGACUGCGUAUGCCGAGUAUCAGUCGCUGUCGCCGAUGAAGCGCCUCAGUGUGAAGGCCACCCUUACGCCCGAGCUCAAGGCCGACAAGUACAAGAAGCUGGAACGGAAGGUGGCCUCGCUCGUUUUGAGCUCACUCCCCAAAGGGGUACGAGAUGAGUUAAUAGCUCAUCGGGUGCAGGGGCUGCACCAGAUCCUUUUCAGGCUGAUGGUUGUUUUCCAGCCGGGUGGCGCGCAGGACCGCGCACAGCUGUUGAGGCAGCUAGAUGUCAGUGAGAGGGUUCGCUCUUUGUGCAACAUUGUGAAGAAGACGGCGGAGCAGUUCGGGGACUUUAAGUUCCGUGUAUCCUUGGCGAAGACGGAGCUGCAGAUCGACUCGAGGCCGUCCCGGGCGAAUGUGCUGAGGUUUCUUCAACACCUGCUUGCAGAGUUGGAACAGCUUGGAGGAGGUGUCAAGAAGAACGUGCCGGCGGUUCCUCAUGGGGCCCCUACAACGACUGCUACCAGUACGGCACCCGCUGCUCCAUCCUUGAAAGGCGUGCAACCUUCGGUGAAGUCUGGAGCUGGCGCCAAGGCGAAGGCGAAACCCGGGGCUCCAAGCCCUAAGAAGCCGUGCCAGUGGUUUGGAACGGAUGGUGGAUGCCGGAAUGGGAAGCAAUGCUCGUUCGUUCACUCCUGGACCGGCCUCAAUCGGGGCGAGAGGUGCUUGUUGUGUGGCUCCAAGCACCACAGAGCGAAGGAAUGCAGCACGAGAGACCAGGCCUUGCCUGAAAGGCCACCGCCGCCACCAAAGGCUACGGCAGCGGCGUUGGGAACUACAUCUGCUCCCCCUCCGGCAAUAGCGCCCUCUCCCGCGAAGGCAAGUGCAGCUUCGUCUGGUCAGGCUCCUUCAUCGUCAGCCACUACAAGCAGUGCUGCCUCCUCGGGAGGUACCAACAACAAGAUCGAUGCGGCUAAGAUGACUGAGAUCUUGAACGAGACCAACAAGAUGUUGAAGGCUUUCACCUCACAGACCGAGGCGGAGGCACCACCGGUUCAGCCGCAGUUGGACCCGCUCGCCUUGAUCCAGCAACAGCUUGAUGAAGUUCGGAGGCUGAAAGCCAUUUCAGUGCGGCCACCGAAUGAUCAAGGGUUCUACUUCGGUGGCUAUUGGUGA
Molecule: messenger RNA, 2667 nt
Organism: Symbiodinium necroappetens
Lineage: Eukaryota; Dinophyceae; Suessiales; Symbiodiniaceae
Source: the annotation of a GenBank genome assembly